Messenger RNA from Blepharisma stoltei, 555 nucleotides. The record is from the annotation of a GenBank genome assembly. NCBI's taxonomy places the organism in Eukaryota, Ciliophora, Heterotrichea, Heterotrichida, Blepharismidae.
AUGGAGCGCUUUCAAGAUAACUUUCUAUGCGAAUACGACCUUGAAGCAAUCCAUGGGGAUUUUUUAGAACGUGAUAGAUGCAAUUCAUUUCAAGCUAGCUUUGAAAUGCCUUUUCCUCCCAAUCUACAAGAAGAUCCAUUAUGCUCGCACAUCAGUGAUCUUCAAGAUAUUUCACUUGUUGAACCAAAUCUAUUCCCUUCAGAAGUAGCAAGCACUACAAUUUCUGAAUACACCUCUGAUGAUCAAUCAGAUGCUCAGAAAGCAAUUCCUAUUUACCAAUUUGUUGUAAUCCCUUGCAACAGUAAUAAAAUAGGAAGCAUCAGCUAUGAAGAAAGGCAAAAGAAGCUUCAGAAGUAUAGAGAGAAGAAGGCAAGAAGGACAUGGCGAAAAAAAGUAAACUAUGAUUCCAGGAAAAAAGUCGCUGAUAAAAGACUGCGAUACAAAGGAAGGUUUAUUACGAGAGAUCAAGCAAUUUCUAUAGGGAUACAAGAUGUGCCUAAACUAGAUAUGGAAAAGCAAGAAUUUUCUAAAAAUAUGACCGACACACAUAAUUAA